CUAAGAGUCGGUCCAAACGGGGAGGGUCGGCUCAUUACGGCCCCCACAGGAGAUGAAUGGGUCAGUCAGGCAGUAAGGAGAUCUGGGCUGGACCGCUGCGUUGACAGACAGAUCCACACACAGCUUCAGGAAACACUUUACCGAGAGACGCACUUCAGCAUGUCGCUGGCUCUGCGCGCACAGCUGCUCCUCUUCCUCAUCUCCCUGUCAUCCAGGAUGGGGCUCAGUCGCUACAUUGAGGACAUCGAAGCUUCAGAUGGAUUAUAUUCUCUGCUCAGUUUGGACCAGAAAAGAGAAUCAGAGGAUUUUAUUUUCCGCCGACCUCUCAGAUGCUUGGACAUGCUGGCCACUGAUGGCUUCUUCACCUUUGUUGCGUCUCGGCCACAGCUGGCCUGUGCUGCUUUCAUCAUCGCUGAACCCAGUGAGGUCAUCAGCCUGGAGCUGUCUGACGUCAGUAUCGACUGCAGCGCUGGAGAUUUCAUCAAGAUGUUUGACGGCUGGGUUCUGAAGGGAGAGAAGUUCCCCAGCAGUCGGGACCACCAGCUCCCUCUGCACCAGCGCUACACAGACUACUGCUCCUCUCCAGCACCGGGAUCCACCAGCCGCUCCUCUCAGAACGUCGCCAUGAUCUUCUUCCGCGUUCACAGCCCCGACAGUCGCUUCACCCUCGCUGUCAAAAAGCUACACAACCCCUUCCCCUGUAACAUCAUGUCUCAGAGUCCAGAGGGCAGCUUCACCAUGGUGAUACCACACCAGCGCAGGAACUGCAGCUUCUCCAUCAUCUACCCUGUGGAGAUCCGACUGACAGAACUCAGCCUGGGGCAGGCCAAAAGCAAUGAGCUCAGCCCACAGAGGCAGGUGUGGUCGGGCUGUUCGGGGUCAGGCGACUACGUGGAACUGCUAGGAGGGAAUGGGGUGGACACCUCUCAGAUGUUCCCUGUAGCUGACCUCUGUUUCUCCCUCAGUGGGCUCGCCCAGAUGAAGAUUGGUUGUGAUAAUUCGGUGGUGAGGCUGGUGUCCAGUGGGAACUAUAUCAACCGUGUUUCCUUCCAGUACCGACUACUGGAACACAACGAGCUCCCCAAGACCCGAGAGAACAGUUUGGACAACUUCUGCAGUGUGGAAUGAGAUCAUGCACACAUGCACACACACACACACAUAUACACACCCACUAAUUGCACACUCAGACUCAGAAGUGAACAUGCACAUGCAAUCACACAGCCAUCCAUUUCUCUGUAAACAUGCCAGUUUAAUGAAAAUGUUCCAUUUGACUAAUUACGUCAAUAAAUAUUUUGUAUUGUCUUUGCCAGAUAUUUUAUUCAGUGCCCUAAAUAUGUUAGCUUUGAUCGUAGCAUAUUUAUUUGAAGGAUUAUUUUAUUCAUCUCAAAUUCAUGGAUUAUGGAGGAUUUAAUUGUUUUCUUUUUAGUUGUUUGUCAUGGAAUCUGUGAUACAUUAUAUUUCUUGGCAGACCUUCCCUCUGUUGUUCUUAGUUUACAUCAGCUUCAGUAUUCUCUGGGAAGUUUUACAUCUCUGCUGUCUCUUGUUUAUAUGACCUUGACAAUUUAAAA
This is a messenger RNA of Seriola dumerili (greater amberjack), 1568 nucleotides long. Its product is annotated as corticotropin-releasing factor-binding protein-like. Bases 160 to 1128 code for a protein of 322 amino acids. The record is from RefSeq and is a predicted model, not a curated record. Gene Ontology annotation, biological process: hormone-mediated signaling pathway; negative regulation of corticotropin secretion; negative regulation of corticotropin-releasing hormone receptor activity. Gene Ontology annotation, molecular function: corticotropin-releasing hormone binding. The transcript has 9 exons. NCBI's taxonomy places the organism in Eukaryota, Metazoa, Chordata, Actinopteri, Carangiformes, Carangidae.